Molecule: messenger RNA, 381 nt
Organism: Cricetulus griseus (Chinese hamster)
Lineage: Eukaryota; Metazoa; Chordata; Mammalia; Rodentia; Cricetidae
Source: RefSeq, a predicted model, not a curated record
AUGAACAUUCUAUUCAUCCUUGUCGGCAGCAUCAUUUUUGCGUCCAUCUUUUCCAUAUUCAAGGUAGUAUUUCAGAUACCUGAUCAUGAAAGACCAUCCAACCCAACAUCUCCUACACUGCUGAGAGCAAAUUCCUUUUGGUCAUAUAGGAACACUGGUCUGAGUUUCCCUGGGAACAGCUACAACCAAGAUAUGAUGAAUAAUUUUCCACGAACACUAGCCUUGCACAAACGAAUACUGGUCAAUCUGAACAUCAUGGAAUGCCAACUGACUAAGCUGGAGCAAUUCCUGUCUUCAAAGAACCCACAAGGCCAUACAAAGCAUAGGCGGAGAGCCACUGUGAGAAUUCCUAUGGAAAGCGACAGUGGAAGCAACCAAUAA